UGUGCAGGAACGUAAAACCACACCAGGCUUUUCGGAACAGUGGAGUAAUCGAGAGCUUUGCUACAGGUAUAUUGAAGCUCACAAAUCCAGCUGUUUUACACGUUCUGCUGAACUUUUCCGGAGGUUGCCAAUUGCUUUGAGGCGCAAAUAAAACGGAUCGAGGACGGAUGUUCGCACGUUGAUCAGGUUUACGGCGAAAAGAGAGUUGGCGCUCAGAUUUCAGCACCUUGGACAGCGCCGCAGAGGCGGUGCGCGGAUUCAACCGGUGGCUUCGAGCAGCGCAGCGGAGCGAGAGGACCGUUUCUCUCAGCCUUACAUAAAAAACUGCCCUGCCGGCUCCACAUGUGGAUUGACCGUCUGCUUUCUGGAUCACUUGGACUAUUCUUCUUUUUUUUUUUUUUUCUAAACCCAGCACCGAUUCCAUCGUGUGGGAAGGCGUGUCGCUGGAUGAGUGGCUGACUUCAGAAGCCUUUUCUGACCAGCGUAGAAUAGGUGCCGACGAGACCCUCCAUUUCUAAGGAUGCUGGUGGGAAAUGCCUGGAGAUAGAGAUGACGAGAUUUGUCAAAAAGCACUUGAACUCCUGUCCGAUCUUUGCUCGAAAGGGGAAGUUCAGAACGAAAACUGUCUGGAUUUCAUUUACUAUUUCCGAGAUCUCGCCAGGCCACGCUAUUCGGACUCAGACAUAUCUAUAAGUCUGCUGUCACUGGUAGUGACUGCCUGCGGCUUGGCGCUGUUUGGGGUCUCCCUCUUCGUCUCCUGGAAACUCUGCUGGAUACCAUGGAGGGAGCGUGGACUUUCUCCCUCCACCAAAGAGGCCCAUGGGCACAUAAACCCCACCAUGAGCCCUCUGCCCUCACAGUCCGCCCCCAGACAGCCUGUUUACGCGGCCGUGGAUCCCCCCGCACACAACCGCCGUAAGUCAUCACAUUGUUCAGUCGCCAAAGAGCCAACGCCCGUGGCGUCUGUCGUAUCAGUCGAGGUCCCGGUGACUCCCGUAUCACCUCCACCUGUGGUUAUGGCCACACCAGAGGCAGCUAUGAAGAUAAGCCACACGUCUCCAGACAUACCGCUGGACGCCCAAAAUAAAAGUCGGGAAAACGGGGUUCAUACUAAUCCUCGUAUGCAGAGGCAGACCACAGAGCCUGCACCAGGUGGAUGCCCAGUGUCUGAAAUCAGUCAAGGGUCCAUUCGCCGACACAUGAACCUCUCAAACCCAGACUUCAAUGUGGCACAGUUUCAAAGGCAGGACUCCCUGACAGGAAUGGGUUUGGGCCUUGGCCGCCUCAAACCCGAGCUGUACAAGCAGCGCUCCCUUGAGGGAGAGGAGGGCAGUCGCAGAGGAGGGGGCUCUGGGCGCCUCCACUUCAUACUGAAAUUUGACUGUGACCUGGAACAGUUGAUAGUUAAAAUACACAAAGCAGAGGACCUCCCAGCCAAGGACUUCUCUGGAACCUCUGACCCUUAUGUGAAGAUCUACCUGCUGCCUGACCGUAAGACCAAGCACCAGACCAAGGUGCACCGUAAAACACUCAACCCCAUCUUUGAUGAAGUCUUCCUGUUUCCUGUGGCAUACUCCGAGCUUCCAACGCGUAAGCUGCACUUCAGCGUCUACGACUUCGACCGGUUUUCACGCCAUGACAUUAUUGGUCAAGUGGUGGUGGACAAUUUCUUGGAUCUGGCAGAUUUUCCCAGGGAGACAAAGCUCUGCCGAGACGUCCAAUAUGUCUCCUCGGACAACGUGGACCUUGGCGAUCUUAUGUUUUCCCUCUGUUACUUGCCAACUGCGGGCAGGUUGACCAUUACCAUGAUAAAGGCCCGCAACCUUAAGGCUAUGGAUAUCACUGGGGCAUCUGAUCCUUACGUGAAGGUUUCGCUGAUGUGUGAGGGUCGCAGGCUGAAGAAGAGGAAGACAUCGACAAAGAGGAACACUUUGAAUCCAGUUUAUAAUGAGGCCAUUGUCUUUGAUGUCCCUCCCGAAAACAUAGAACAAAUAAGCCUAAUGAUAGCAGUGAUGGAUUAUGAUCGUGUAGGCCAUAAUGAAAUCAUCGGUGUGUGUCGAGUUGGCAACGAUGCGGACAGUCUUGGUCGAGAACACUGGAAUGAAAUGCUCACUUAUCCCCGAAAACCUGUUGCCCACUGGCAUCCCCUCGUUGAGUACCAGGGGACAGCAGGAAGUAGCCAGGGAGGAUCAUGUAAUUCUCUGAAGACACCUCCUUCUCCGUAGACCUCGAGCAGCAUUUAGAAAAAGAGCACAAAUCAACCCAAAACCUACCCUGUGUGCUGCUCUGUGUGGCUAAUACUUGCCUCCCCAGAAAAAAAGAAGAAGAGCAACAUCAAACUGAACAAAAAAAACGACAUCCAUUACCAGCUAUGGUAUAAAGAGGGGUAGAUCAUCUUGAAUGGUUUUCAUAUACAUCAGCUGCAUGUUGAAUGACUGCAAAAAUGGAUGUUUUUUUUCUAUUUUUUAAUAAGUUUAAUUAGUAAAAUGCAGGACAUAUGCAGACAUUUUAAGUCUGUGCCAUUCCUGCGUUCACCCAGUCUUUACUGUUUGGUCAUUUUUUUCAACCUAGUCUUGGUACUUGUUUUGAUGAAGUGAGUGUAUUUGCACAGUAUACUUAAAACCAGUGGAGCUGCCGUACUUUUUAAAAAUUUGGUGGUGAGUUGGUGCAUGAUGUUUGGUGGGAUAUCUUCUCCUCUGUUUGUUUCUGUUUCUAUUCUUGCAAUACGAUGUGCUGUUCUGUCAGUUGAUGUGCAGUGAAAGUUCAUUUUCAGACAAAAUAUAUGUAAGUGAAUAUGUUUAAUGUUAAAAAUAAAUAGUA
Molecule: messenger RNA, 2820 nt
Organism: Menidia menidia (Atlantic silverside)
Lineage: Eukaryota; Metazoa; Chordata; Actinopteri; Atheriniformes; Atherinopsidae
Source: the annotation of a GenBank genome assembly